UGGGGAAAUGCUCGUAUUGCAAGAUGACAAUCAUUCCCUAGGGAAAAUUAUAUGCGAUCCUAUUCAUGGACACAUCAGGGUGCCGUCAUAUUGUUUAGAGAUCAUUGACACGCCUGAGUUUCAGCGUUUGAGAGACUUGAAGCAGCUCGGAGUCACUCAGUACAUAUUCCCAGGUGCCGUGCAUACGAGGUUCGAGCAUUGCGUCGGUGUUUCGGUGCUUGCCAAUAAACUGAUUCGACAAAUCAAGCGCCGCCAGCCAGAGCUACACAUCUCGGACCGCGACGUCCGAUGCGUGACGCUCGCCGGGCUGUGCCACGACCUCGGACACGGCCCGUUCUCGCACCUCUUCGAGACGUGGUUCCGUCGCCAAAACUUGAACUUCGACCACGAAAUCAUGUCUCUGAGGCUCCUGGAGUACCUCGUCGACGAAAACGGCAUCGACAUCGAGCGCGAGGACAUAAGGUUCAUUCAAGACUUGAUCAGGGGGCAGCCGAAGAACGCCGCGAGCAGCUCGAUGGAGGACAGGACGUGGAUUUAUCAGAUCGUGGCCAAUCGUCACAAUUCGAUCGACGUUGACAAGUGGGAUUAUCUCGCCAGAGACUGCUACUCCCUCGGCAUAAAGAGCAGCUACGACUUCUCCAGACUGAUGAAGUUCAACAAGGUCAUCAACGGAGAGAUAAGCUUUCACGCCAAAGAGGCGUACAACAUCUACGAGAUGUUUCACACGCGCUACAGCCUGUUCAAGUUGGUUUACCUUCACAGAGUGGGCAAGGCUAUCGAGUACAUGCUGUGCGACGCCUUUCAGCUAGCAGACGAGCACAUGAAAAUCAAGGAGAGAACGCAGGACAUAGCGGAGUACUCGAGACUUACCGAUGGCAUUCUGAGAGAGAUCGAGUUUUCCAAGUCUCCGAGCUUGAGGGCCUCGCGAGAGAUUAUUCGGAGGCUGAGAAAACGCGACCUAUACAAGAUGAGCUACGAGGCGCUGUUUCACGCGCAGGAGAGCGAGCUGGAAUCCAUCAAAUCGAGCGACCUGAUCGACGCGGGGCUGAACCUGCCCCCGGAUCUCCCGAGACUCAGUCCGGGAGACGUGAUCGUCGGCUCGUUCGAUUGCAACUACGCGAAGCUCGACAAAGACCCGGUCCAAUACGUCAAGUUUUACAACCGACAAACCGACAACGUCAGCUUCAGCCUCCAAAAGGAGAGGGUGUCGCUCCUCAUUCCAUACACUUUCAACGAGAAGUGCCUGAGAGUCUAUUGCACCGACGCCAGCAAGGUCUCGUCCUCUCGGUUGGCCAUGCGAGAGCUCCUGAAGUCGAAGAACAUACAGGGCCAAGUUGUACAGUAGCGCGGCAAAUAAAAGCCACAAAACGAAAAAAAAACAAACAAAAAAAAGAAAG
Messenger RNA from Schistocerca gregaria, 1397 nucleotides. RefSeq names its product deoxynucleoside triphosphate triphosphohydrolase SAMHD1 homolog. The transcript has 2 exons. Gene Ontology annotation, cellular component: nucleus. Gene Ontology annotation, molecular function: dGTPase activity. Gene Ontology annotation, biological process: dGTP catabolic process. The record is from RefSeq and is a predicted model, not a curated record. The coding region runs from base 8 to 1345 and encodes 445 amino acids. NCBI's taxonomy places the organism in Eukaryota, Metazoa, Arthropoda, Insecta, Orthoptera, Acrididae.